AUUUAAAUCAGUGAAUCAUUUUGUUCUGCUUCCCAAUUCUAAUAGGGAGCUCAUUAUACAUGUGCAGAAGUAGGACUCAUUCCUCUUUUAGUAAUGUAUGCACAAACUGCUUGGGACUGUCUGUUUUUGCUCAGAGCCCAUGGUUCUGAAAUACGCGAGUCCGGGGAACGCAGUCAGGCAGAUUUGAAAAUGAAUCACUGACAAUUUUUGUAAAGUUUUGUAGCUAAUAUUUUAAUGUUAAAAGUGAAUAAGCCUUAAAGGUGACAUGUAUUGUGCUUGUUUUGAAAUGGAUAUUUUACAUUGACUUUUUUCACUUGUCAAAUGCUCAACAGGAAAGACCAAUGUGAAGAAUAUUAAGAUAAUUAAAUCCACCUAGCAAUCAAAAUCCUCUUGUGACCAUCUUAAAAUAACCAGUCACCAUGACGACAGUAAAUGGAGAAUAUUUUCCCGACCCCUCACCAAAGCCACACCCUAGAGUCAAGCCUGAGGCCGAGAGCUAUGCGGAGAGAAAUCGUGGUAAUAUGGAGCGCUGGUUUGACUACAGUGGAGACGAUGGAUAUAAUUCACCGCGGCCUGUAGGAAGGGCCGUUACAGAUGAAGGUCGUAGAAAUGCCAACACAAAUAAGGGCUGCAUGUCAGAUAUCAUGGGUGGUUAUGCAGAUCCUGUUCCACAGAGAACCAUACACCCUCGGGCAGUAACAGGGGAAGCAUCCGAUAUUGCUCAACAGAGUCAAGGUGGAGCCAUGAAAAACUUAAUUGACAAUUAUGGUAAUAUGUCCGUGGAAGCUAGACACGGUCCAAAAGUUCAUGGGUACGAAGCGGAGGAGUAUGCAGAAAGGAAUCAUGGGACGGUUAAUAAAUUAAUGGAUAAUUACGGUAAUUUAACACCUGACCAUCCCCCGCCCCAGAAGUUGGGCCUUGGUGGAGAUGUUGUGGCAGAAAGGCACAAUGGGGCAGGAAUGGGUCCAUUGCUGCGUAUGGAAGGGCAGAGAACCCAGCAGGAAGGGAAGACUGGCGUACUGCACCAGGAGUCACAGGGAGCAGGAUGGGACGAAACUCCCCCAGCAGUGCGAACACGGCCUGAGGCUGAGGGAAUCGCGGACAAACAGCAGUCGGAAAUUGUCGGAAAUCUGAUGAGAGGGGAGGUAGCGCCACCAACUGUCCGUACGCCAAAACAGCCGCUGCAGAUGCAAGAGUCCACCACACCUCGCCCCCAAAGCAGUCCAUACCGUACACGACCCGAGGCAAUGACAAACUACCAGAAGAACCAAGCAUCAGAGAUGUCAGCCAUUAUGCACGGACAGUCCUCCGCGAACACACCCGCACGUCGCAAUAACCGCAUGAUGAUGAAGUCAGAAGACUGGUAGACAGCUGCUUACCCAUUCAUAUACAAUGUAGCCUGAGCUUGUUGGCCAUUGUUUAGCUUGAUUGUUAUUAUUGAUUUUUGAAGGAGAAAAAAAUUGAGAUUUUCUUUAAUCUUUGCUGAGCAAAAAUUUUAGCUUCAUUUUUUAUUGAAAGUUAUGAAUUUAUUAAUGUUUUUAAAUCCUUUUUUGUCAAAUUACAAAUGUAAGUUUUUGAAUAACUAAUAAGGUCGGCUUUAAAACCAGAUAAGUAUCAUAAACACUAAGAUGGUGUUCUUACUUUAUAAUUUUAGUGUUAAAAGAGUGUGGUUUAAUGCUACUGAAAAAUUCGCAUGAAUUAUCAGGAGGCAAAUGCAUGUGAAUAGUUUAAGAAAAAAGGUGAUAUUGUAAUAAUGGUUUUACUUUCCAAAUAUUUGGACCAACAGUUUUAAGAGUGUUGUGCAAGUUUUAUUUAUAUAAAAACUAUUUACAUGUAGUAUUAAAAUGAUCAUAUCGUAAGUUAAAGUAUAUUGGAUACUGUAAGUAGAAUUGUACAAACACCAGCCUAGAAACAUGUAGGUAAUAGUAACAUAUUUUAUCAUAGGCUGUAGAGUUUUAGCCAGGUUUUAAAAAAGGGACUUGGUGCUGCAAAAGAGAGUUAGGGUGCUAAGGGAGAAAAGAGUACCGGGUACCUUGUAUUGGGCUGUGAAGAGAGCAAACAAUUUUAAUUUUACAGAAAAUGUUAAGAAACCUUGAAAAUGAAAUAAUAUUACAUGUAAGCUUUAAAUGCCAAUAUUUAUAGUUUACAUGUACAUUGUAUUUAUAAUCAUAUUAUUGUUUUACCCAAAACAAAGGAAAUAUUUGAUAACCUAAAGUAUUUAAUUCAAUGAAGGUUCAAGGGUGCCCAUGUUGAUCACAAUGAGGGCAGAAAGGUGUUACCAAAAAGGACAGGAUGCAACACCCUUCCAUUAUCUUGAGCUAAAAUCCUAUAGACUAUGCACAUGUACCUUUGGAAAUGUAUUCCAGAAUGGGUUCAGCUGCUGUAUAUCUUAUUAUUUACAAACCCUGCAUUAUAUUACUGUUAUAAAUAAUGACCAACAUAGCAAACGUAGGUAAAUAGACUAGUGAUGCUGCUUACAUAUAGUAAAAGUCAUGCUAAUGUUAAUUAAGGUAAUGACCAUGGGUUAUUGUCAUUAAUUUAAACUUUCACAUCAAAUUCAAAUUAAUGUAUUGUCUGAAGUCCUCUGUCAAACGGUUUGUUUUAAAUUAUAAAUCUGUCAGUUUGUUUCAAAACAUAAAACGAGAUUUCCAAGAAUGAUAGAUUUGGAAAUUGAUGCAGUGUGGCAGGUGAGAUGACAAUAAUGCUAUUUAUAAAUUUGUUUGAAGUCUUUCUUCUGCUGUUCUUCCAGAGAAAGUUUCAUUUGGUAAGUGUUGAAGGGAACUGAAACCUGUAUGUAAAUGUUAACUAGUACAGUUUGGCCUUUUAACAUUAACCCUAUGAUCAGUUGUACCAUUAUGUUUAAAAUCCUCUUCAAGGAUGUAUAAGAUUUUACCAAGACAAAACUACUUAUUGAUGUGUUUUUGUAUUAUAAUAAAAGAUAGUUCAGUUAUAAUAAUAACAUCACAUUGAUCAGCAUUAAACAUAUCUACACUACACAACUAUGUUACACUAGGUACAUGUACAUGUAGGCCACAUGUAUGCUGAGCAACUUUAGCCAGGUUAAAAUAUAUUGAACAGUUCAUUUCAGCUGGUACAUGAAUACUUGAUGCUUGAUAUUCACAAUGGAUCUGAAAUGGUUUAAAUAAUAAACAGGAACACAAGCAGGGGUCUCACUCCUUAUAGGCCAUGUAGGCUGCGACCUACACUUUCUUCCCAACAAAAAUCGCAAUGACAGGUGUAACCUCUAAGGUUCUAAAGUAAAAUGUCAAAAAGUCAGUGUUCAUGUUCAUGUAUUUUCCCCUUUGAAAUACACAUCAAAAUAAACUUUCCGACCAUCUACCUGUAAAUAAAUAUCAAGGGGCCAUGUCCCCAAACCCACAUAGAAAAGCUGCCUGGUCGAGCUAUGCCCUUCCUUGAAACCAUGAAGUUUUAACUGACUGCCUUUCAUUGUCAUGAUAUUUUCACUUGCUCUUGUGCCAAUGGUUGUAGAUAUUGUUUUUACAAGAAGCUUUUGUUACAUUUGUGUUGUUGUUUUGUUUUUUGUCAUUGUUAUUACUGCUUACCGUAGAAUGUUCGCUAUGAUGUCCCUUAAAGUGUCUGAUGUACAAGUGAACAAUUACGUGUUUUCUGGAUUUCUGGUGACUCCGUAUUAAAAUGGUGAGAAGCGAUCGUAAAUGUAAAAAUAAUCUUUUCAAUAUAGUUAUUUUGUCAAAAACAUAUAAUUAUGUGUAUCAUAUCUGAGAGUUUUACCAUAAAAUGGUUUUUAAUAUUAUUGAGUAACAAUUAUGCAAUGAAAUGAAGAUUUGCAGUUUUGGGUUUUGAAUCUCAAACUUCGACUCCAGACGUAGAGAAAGCGGAGUCAGGCAUCAACAUUUAGCAUUAAAGAAUUGGCAGGCCGUAUUGAACAUGUUGUACAACAGAUACCUUACCUGAAACAUGAAGAAAGUCUCAAUUUAGCAUGAGCAUAAUAAAGUUUUGAUAGUAAUUGAACUGAUAUACCAUCGUUUCAUGAUAGGUUAAAGAAAACGUUUUGGAAGGGAUGAAUCAGUUUUACACUGAUAAUAGUUUUCAUUAAAAAUCAUUUGAACAAAUUGUUUUUUGAACAAAUGCCAUAUUUUGAUAAUUUCUGUUUUCAAACCCACCAGAUACAUGUACAUGUACAGUUAUAUUAACCAGGGAUGAUUUAUAAAAUGUGUUCAUUCCUUUUGCUAUAUUGUGUUGUUUUAAACGUGUUUUGUGAACUGUUUACAGUGUAUAUAUUUUUAGGAUCUUGAUUAGCCCAUAUCAUAAUGCUUGCUCACCAACUUCAGUUUUACAUUUAGUUUUGUUUAAUUCUCAAAAUUGUUGAUCUUUUUUCUUUGUAUCUCACUUAAUCAUUAUUUAAAUCAGUAUACUGCCAUGUAUGGGAAUGUUGUUUGAAAGAAGAAAAGGAAUUUUCAUGGAACUAUAGAAAAAUAUUAUUCAAUUUGUGAUGUUUAGUAGAUUCAAACCAUUUAAAUAGGAUUUGUUAUGAUUAUAUUUAAUACAAGUUAGAAUGAAAUUUAUAAUUGAAAAUUCCUGCCUGAUGAUACAAUUCUCUGGCUUUUGUUUUUCUUUAUAUUCUAGAAAUUAAACACUGGAUAAUAAGAAUACAAUUUGGUUGUAAAGUCUUCUCAGAAAUGUUAUAACCAUGGUAUUGAUAUCAUAUUUUUAGGUGCUAUAGAAAACAUAAUAUGUGAUACAAUUAGAAAUACUAAUUGUAGAUUAGUCUGUUGCCUUUAGAUUAUAAAUCCAUGGUAGUGGAGAAGUGUUCGUCCUUAAUUUGGCCUAUUUAUGAACAAAUAAGAUUUGUCAUUAAAUUUCAUAAUUUACAUCAAAACAGAUCUACACUUAUUUGUAUGUUACAAGCGCAUAUAUUUUACCACUCAUGCUGUUUUUAAUCAUUUGAAUUUGUUUUACUGAAGCGUUGUGCUGUUAUCUCUGGCCUCUUGUAUUUUGGUUACUGAAUUAUUUUUGUGAUCUUAUAUUCUCACCGUUUUGUAAAUAUUUAGGUAUAUUUUGCAGCUAGUUUUAUUUAAUCAAAACACAGUAUGGCCUGAUUAUUUUGCAAAUAAAUUGUCAAGUAUAGACGA
Messenger RNA from Mya arenaria, 5111 nucleotides. RefSeq lists its product as uncharacterized. The record is from RefSeq and is a predicted model, not a curated record. The transcript is spliced from 4 exons. NCBI's taxonomy places the organism in Eukaryota, Metazoa, Mollusca, Bivalvia, Myida, Myidae. The coding region runs from base 420 to 1367 and encodes 315 amino acids.